UCCUCCUUCUGCUAUUCCCCACUUCCGCCUGCUUCUCCUCGUCAGACGAACCGUGACGGGGGGUGGCAGCUUUCAGGCGGCGAGCCGAAUCGCUCCAGCGGCCCUGAAGCGCCCCAACAAUGCUGCUAAAUCGCCGCUCCGCGGCUCCGCGUAGAACUGGUGCACUGAAACCUGCAUGCUCGUUCCCCGUCAACUUACCCGUCAAGUUGCCGGCAGCCUCAGGGUCGGGCCCGAAGCUGUAGCCGGAGCGAUCAUCAGCAAUCGAGUCCCUGCUGCUGAAUCCUCCGCCUCUUAAGCCCCAUGGGAAGACUCCGAUGGCAACGAGUUCCGCAAGACCAAAUCGGAGUCCCGCCGGAGGUAGGGGCGAAGCACAGGGUAAGCCGAGGAGACAGUCGCACCGUCCUGGAACCUUCGGCGAGCCACAGCCGAUGGACGCAGUCUCGGCGCCCUCCGGAGCCAUCCUCGAGAGUGAGGCGCCUCAGCAGGAGAGGGGAGCGAGGGAGUGAGGAAGGGUGGGAGGGGAGGGCGGGGACAGGGGAGGGGGAGAAAGAGGAGCUCCUCGGCGCACCUCACACCUACACGGCAUCUGCUGCAGCCUCUGACGAUAUGCACAGACGCAGACACUGCUGCAGAAAAUUGACACAAGACGAUGCCCAACGAAACUCGUGGGCUGCAAAUUGCUAGGCAAUGCGCUGCGCGGCACCGCGCUCUGGCUGCUCAUGUCGCGCGGUUCCCGCGCUGCCAUAUCCGAUUGCGGUUAAGGAGGUCCCGCCGGCAUUGCGAGUACCCCUUUCGGAGCCAGAGGCACUCAGGUGUGACGUACUCCUCGUCAUUCGAGUUCAAGCACUCCUCGAAGGGAGCCCCGGACUUGUAACAAGGGGAGCCCUCGUAGCACUGCAACAUGUCCGUCUUGAUCCUCAAGCACGAGUUGGAGGCCUUCCGGUGCGGCUUCGAGGCAUCCAAGGCGAAGGACCCUGGCGGAAGCCACGGGCUCCGGCUCGCCCCCGCUGCAGCGCACGGCCGCGCCCGCCGCGGCCUGCGGGCGUGGCCCUGCCGCGGCCCGGGCAGCCGCCGAGCUCGAGGCCUCGCCCGCGGCGCCCGGCGGGCCCUCGCCCGCCAGCAUGGCGGCGGCGGCGGCGGCGGCCCCCCGAGAGGCGGCCGCACGGCUCGGCGGUGGCCGUGCGACGCGGCCUCCCGAGCCAGAGGGGGGCACCGGGCGGAGGGAGGAGGAAGGAGGGAGGGCGGGAGGAGGGAGGAGGGAAGGCCUACUGGGCGGGCCCGCAGGUAGGCCUCCUGGGGCCCAGGGGAGGCCUGGAAAGGACCGGGGAAGGCCUCGGACCGCGGCCUCCCGAGCCACAGCGUCU
Molecule: messenger RNA, 1364 nt
Organism: Prorocentrum cordatum
Lineage: Eukaryota; Dinophyceae; Prorocentrales; Prorocentraceae
Source: the annotation of a GenBank genome assembly